This is a messenger RNA of Cottoperca gobio, 1666 nucleotides long. RefSeq names its product microfibril-associated glycoprotein 4-like. The transcript is spliced from 6 exons. Gene Ontology annotation, molecular function: protein-macromolecule adaptor activity; extracellular matrix structural constituent. The coding region runs from base 1 to 1314 and encodes 437 amino acids. Lineage: Eukaryota; Metazoa; Chordata; Actinopteri; Perciformes; Bovichtidae. Gene Ontology annotation, biological process: blood coagulation; platelet aggregation; blood coagulation, common pathway. Gene Ontology annotation, cellular component: fibrinogen complex. The record is from RefSeq and is a predicted model, not a curated record.
AUGAAGUGGGCGUCCAUUUUAUUAACUAUUGUGUUACUGCUCACUGGUGAGUGUGAAGCCUCUGAUGAACGCUCAGACGUUGGACACGAUGAGGAUGUGCACCCCAACACCCUCACAGAAACAAACGGGGAUGUGCUGGACAUGAUUAUCCAAACCAGCCGGGAUGUACUAGACACAAACGUUGAAACAAUUUGGGACAUAAACAACGACAACUAUGAGGACACUGACUGGCAUCCUCCUGCCUCCCUCCUGGAAACACACUCUGAUCUAUCCCCAGACACCCAGUCGGUGAUAGACAGCAGAAACACUGUUAACACCAACCAUACCUUCAACCGGAUUAUUGAUAGUUCAUCAGCACAGUGUGGCGAGUACAGCAGCCAUCUGACGUCUAGCGGCCAGUGCCGGCUGAUGGCAACACUGCCUCCAGUGCUGUUGCGUUCUCUGGAGUUUCGUCACGCCAAGACCGACACGCUGCUUUACGUGCAUGCAGCGCUGCUGUACGAGCUGCAGACGCAGCUGCACAACCUGUCAGCCGCUGUGCAGCGCAUGAGCAGUAACACGGGCUGCACGAUAAAAGUCCUCAGAACUACACCGCUGCUCAGCAUGCCAGACACACCAGAUGGACAGCACCUGUCUUUCUGUCCAUCCGACUGUGCAUCUCUGUAUAACAAUGGUGUUCGUCAUUCUGGUGUUUAUACCAUAAUCCUGUCACCAGGCGCCAUCCUGCCGGUCUACUGCGACAUGGAGACCGAGGGCGGGGGAUGGACGGUGUUUCAGAGGCGGCGCGACGGCUUGGUGAGUUUUAAUCGUGGCUGGUCUGAGUACCGCGACGGCUUUGGCGAGCCUAAAGAUGAACACUGGCUGGGGAACCAACAGCUCCACCUGCUGUCCAACCAGGAACACUACAGCCUCCGCAUCGACCUGCAGGACUGGAGCCACGCCCACAGACACGCCCUGUACCACAGCUUCAGGAUAGAGAAUGAGGAGAACCAGUACCGCCUCCAUGUGUCCGGUUUCAGUGGAACGGUGGAGGAUUCGUUUGGUUGGUACCACGACCAGCAUGGCUUCAGCACGCCAGACACCGGCAACCUCUGUGCCGAGAUCAGCCAUGCCGGCUGGUGGUUCCACCAAUGUUUCUACGCCAACCUCAACGGCGUCUACUACAAGGGGGGGCGCUACUCUCUGAAAGCUCAGAACUUGCUCGGGCCGGACGGCAUCGUCUGGUUCUCCUUGAAGGAAUCUGACUUCUACUCGCUGAAGGCGGUCACCAUGAUGAUACGACCACGCAACUUCAGGCCACGCUUGUCGCCAUAGUGAUGGAGCCAGUAAUACUCAAUAUGUAUUAAUUUGCUGCUGAAAAUAGUCCCCAAUUUAUGCACCAUUUCCACCUGUGUAAGUAACAUUUGAUCAAAACUAGUCUCCAGCGGUUCUAAGAAUUUACUGAGCCUUUAAAAAAUAAAACUAUCUUUUUGAGCCAUUUUCUAAUUUACACCGUCAGGAGGAUCCAAUGGAUAAAAUGGCAAUAAAUGGUGAAACAUAUCCAUCCCAGUUACUCAAAGUCCAAAGUGAUGUCUUUCAAUGUCGUCUUGUUUUUUGUCAGUCUAAAACCUAAAGAUAUUCACUUUAAUGAUACAAAACUGAGAAAAGCAGGAAAUCCCCAUAUUUA